AUGACGACGAUAACAGUUUCCAGGCGAAUGCUGUCAAUCCUGCUCUUUCUUCUUCCAUCUGCCUACGCCGUGUGUGUCGAUAACGGCGUUGAACAUGCUGAAGGCGAGAAAUGGGUCCGCAAUGGAAAUUUCCUCGUCACAUGUACGGUUGGAGAAACCAAGGUGUUAAGCUGCCUAACAGACGCUGGUACGGUACUUGAGUUGGGCACCACUUCGCAUGUGGAGAAUGGCGUUGAAUAUUCAUGCAUGGAUGAUGAGCCAACGAUAGAAGGCUCUGGCGAAGAAGUAUCGGUCAAUUCAUGUCCAGAAUUCGCUGAUGGGUCCGAUGAUAUCACUAUCGGAAAUUUUCUGAUCUGCUGCAUUUCAAAACGAUUCAAAGGCUGUGUGGACGAUACUGCAACAUCCAAAGAAAUGGGCUUCGAGCACGAAUUCGAACCUAAAGGCUGUUUCAAUGGUUCGAGAAGUGACGACGUCGAGGAUGUUUCCUUCCACGUAAAGAAGUAUACGGUUUGGCGACAAGGAGAUUACGACAUGAGGUGUGGCGACGAGGGUAUUCACGUCUACAGAUGCUAUGUGGAUGGAAAGGGAGUGUACGUCGGUCAGGCGUGGAUCGACAAAAAUGGCAAAGUCAAUAUGUGCAAAUAA
Molecule: messenger RNA, 645 nt
Organism: Ostertagia ostertagi
Lineage: Eukaryota; Metazoa; Nematoda; Chromadorea; Rhabditida; Trichostrongylidae
Source: the annotation of a GenBank genome assembly